GCGUUGUGUCGCAGCAGUUAUCUGACCACAUGGUUGUCGUGCCCGGUGGACGAUCGGGCGCUGCCUGGCCAUACUCGUUGCGACCGCCACUUACCGCCAUCAGCGAUCUAACCUCGAGCUCCAUCGUGGAGAAGAAGUUCGGUCGAAUGAACUCCCUACAAACGCCACAUGGCUGCUAAUACGCCUUCUCCAGCCGUCCGCCUUUCUGCCGGGCAGCGACGCCAACACUAUAAAGUCUGCUCUUCCGUGCCCUCAUCCUCAUCAGGUCUCCCCCUCCUGAACUCCUCGAAGCCCUUCACUGGCCUUUCGUCGCUCUCCUUACCCGUUCGCCAUGUUCUGCAAAGCCUCCCUCGUUACAGUCGCUCUCGCGCUCAUCGCUGCCGCGAGUCCCCUCAAGGACGCCGGCAUCUCCAUCCCCCUCGCCAAGCGUUCGUCCCUCACGAACCCCGACGGCACGUUCAACCACGAGAAGGCCAUCCUGUCGACCAUCCAGACCAAGAACAAGCACCGGGCGAACCUGAUCAACUUGGAGAAGAACGUCGGAAGCCAUGUCUUCAAGGAGGGCGCUGAGAUCAAGCCCCUCGCUGUCGUCCCCGAGAGCCUCGCCAAGCGCCAGAGCGAGGCCCUCACCGACGAGGAGGACGACCUGGAGUGGGCCGGCACGAUCUCCGUCGGCACCCCCGCCCAGAAGUUCCUGAUCGACUUCGACACCGGCUCCUCCGACCUCUGGCUCCCGUCGUCCGCUUGCACGAGCUCGACCUGCAAGAGCAAGAGCAAGUACACCGCGGCCUCUUCGUCGACCAGCGUCAAGAAGAGCGGCUCUUUCUCCAUCGAGUACGGUGAUGGCUCUACCGUCUCUGGCCCCAUCUACACCGACACCGUUGCGGUCGCCGGUAUCACCGCGAAGACGCAGUACUUCUCGCCUGUGACCACCCUUUCGAGCUCGUUCGCGGACGACCCGAUCGAUGGUAUCCUGGGCCUUGCUUACCCCGCCAUCUCGAACCUGAACGAGUCCCCCUUCUUCAACACCGCGUUCUCGCAAGGCGCUGUGACGUCGAACGUCUUCGGGUUCAAGCUCGCCUCCUCUGGCUCUGAGCUGUACCUCGGCGGCACUGACAGCAAGCUGUACACGGGCGCGAUCGAGUACCACUCCAUCGACACCUCGACCGGCUUCUGGCAGCUGACGGGCGCGAAGGCGCUCGUCGGCUCUACGACGGCCAACUCUGGCUUCGAGACCAUCAUCGACAGCGGCACCACGAUCAUGUACGGUCCCCCCUCCGCCGUCAAGACCUUCUACAGCAAGGUCAGCGGCUCGGCCGUGUACGACUCGUCGGAGGGCUACUACUCCUUCCCGUGCUCUUCGCCCCCCUCUGUGUCCUUCUCCUGGGGCGGCAAGUCCUGGACCAUCUCGGCCGACAACUUCUCGCUCGGUGAGACCAGCACGGGCUCCGGCAAGUGCGUCGGCGCGCUUGCAGGCCAGGACAUCGGUCUCGGCAGCAACGUGUGGCUGCUCGGCGACAGCUUCAUGAAGAACGUCUACACCGCGUUCAACUUCGGCACCAACUCCGUCGGCUUCGCCACCCUUGCUUGAUUGGCUGCUGCAUCUGUAUGUUAUGUCCCGGACUGGACGAUACCCCAAGCCCCUGCAGUAGACCGCAAUUUGUUGUGUAGUUCUAAAUGCAUCACUAUCCUUUGCUCUGUUUUGAAUAUACAUCCGUUGUGCGAUCACUUCC
This is a messenger RNA of Trametes versicolor FP-101664 SS1, 1733 nucleotides long. Its product is annotated as acid protease. Bases 332 to 1591 code for a protein of 419 amino acids. The record is from RefSeq and is a predicted model, not a curated record. Gene Ontology annotation, molecular function: aspartic-type endopeptidase activity. Gene Ontology annotation, biological process: proteolysis. Lineage: Eukaryota; Fungi; Basidiomycota; Agaricomycetes; Polyporales; Polyporaceae. The transcript has 4 exons.